CUAGUCACGUGACCUGGUUGUUUGACGGUGGUCGGUUGGGCCGGUUAUGGCUGCUCUCUCUGCGCUGCUCUGAGUUUCAGGGGUAAAUGAGCGUCUUUGAUCUGUUCCGCGGAUUCUUCGGGCUGCCCGGGGGGCAGUACGGUGGACACGGUCGCAGGGAGCCCUUCUUCGAUGGAAUGACCCACGAUGAGGAAGAUGAUGAUGAUGAGGAUGCUGUGUUUCUGUAUGAAGAUACGAGCCGCCCGGGGGAAGAAGAUCUGUUAGACGAGUCUUUCCGGUUCGGGUUCAGUCUCGGACCCAGCGGAGUGCGCAUACAUGAGCCGCCGGGGUUCGGGCAGAUGUUCAGGGAGAUGGAGUUGAUCUUGGAGGGGCUGGGCCGCUUUGGAGGAGAUGCGUUUUCUUCAGGUUUCCCUAGUAUUGAAGCUCCACCUCAUGAAGGAACAGAUGAGAGGAGGAGUAGAGGAGGAGGAGAUAGAGAUAGUGGAAAUUCUCUAAGAGAUUUCAUGUUAAAAAGCCCAGACAAUUCUCCCCAUAGUCCCCCUUCUGUGAGUCCAAAAGAUGGAAAUUCUUCAUCACCUGAACCCCCGAGCUUCCCUAAGAGCCCUUUCCACUACAGGUCUCCAUUUUCCACGUUUAAGGACAUCUGGGGUGAUGGACCAAGACGAAAGGAUGAGGAAAAGAAAGAGGAUGGAGAUCUGGACUCACAGGUGUCUUCUGGUGGGCUGGACCAGAUUCUAACUCCAGCUCCAUCGCAGCCAAAAACGAGAUCAUUCUUUCAGUCGGUCACAGUUACCAAAGUGGUUAAACCAGAUGGGAGUGUUGAAGAAAGACGUACAGUCAGGGAUGGUCAGGGCAAUGAGGAGACUACAGUGACGCGCUCAGGGCCAGGUGUCCAAGAGGGUCCACAGGAUCAGCCUGGUCCCCUCAUACCAGGUGGUUCUCCUUUCUCAGACAUGCAGGAUGAGUUCUCCAUGUUCAGAAGGUUCUUCGGUGGUUUCCGAGGAUGAAUGGACAGAAGACUGAUCUGAUACUGAUCUGAUACUGAUCUGAUAAGCUGCCACAGUUUCAUAUUUAAUGUAAAUUUCUUUAGUAUAUUGAUCUCCUUUUAUUAAACGCUGUUUCAAAUGUAAUAAUUAUUUUUAAGAGCCUUUAUGGGUUGAAUUGUAUAUAGGUUUCAUUCUGAUCAACAGUGUACAAAUAAAAGCAAUAGUAUACAAAUGUC
Messenger RNA from Astyanax mexicanus (Mexican tetra), 1222 nucleotides. RefSeq names its product HCLS1 associated protein X-1 (gene hax1). The coding region runs from base 87 to 1007 and encodes 306 amino acids. Gene Ontology annotation, cellular component: mitochondrion; apical plasma membrane; actin cytoskeleton. The record is from RefSeq and is a predicted model, not a curated record. NCBI's taxonomy places the organism in Eukaryota, Metazoa, Chordata, Actinopteri, Characiformes, Acestrorhamphidae. The transcript has 7 exons. Gene Ontology annotation, biological process: regulation of actin filament polymerization; negative regulation of apoptotic process.